Cucumis sativus (cucumber) is the source of this 1200-nucleotide messenger RNA. RefSeq lists its product as uncharacterized. Bases 629 to 994 code for a protein of 121 amino acids. The transcript is spliced from 3 exons. The record is from RefSeq and is a predicted model, not a curated record. NCBI's taxonomy places the organism in Eukaryota, Viridiplantae, Streptophyta, Magnoliopsida, Cucurbitales, Cucurbitaceae.
UUGAUUUUUGUAUUUUAUAACUCCAAGAACUUUCGCGGCUACGAGACGGGUAUAAAAGCGAAACGGAACUCAACAAACUAAAGGAAACAAAAAAAGAACGAAUCAGUUUCACUUCUUCACUUUGGCGCUACUCUCUCUCUCUUUCUUUUCCCUCUAACAACCAAACUUCAACUUCGGACUAUCGCCUUCACACUUUCCCGCCAUUUUCAUCCACAAGAAGAUUUCGUACAAUCUCCAUUAUGAUGCAGGAAUCAUUUCCACCGUCGGAUGACGACGGUGCUGGUGGUAUCGGCUUCUUAUCGUACUGAGAACGAUCUCUUUCGAAGCGGAAUCUCAAGCAGCAUCAGGAACAAGGCAAUGUGUCCUCAGAUCGUCCUGUUACGCGUUCUCGAUCAAACCUCGGCCGGUCUCAUAGUCGCCACUGGUUCGCGUUCAGUUGGAGAUCGUUCUUCAUUUUCGCUGGUUUUGCUUUGCGAGCUAUUCGUUGUUACGUUUUACCUGGAGAGUUUGAUGACUUCGGUAUUCUUGAAAAGGAGUGAGAAAGCUUGGUCAUGCGAUGCAGAGUUGAAGCUUGGAAUGAUGCUUAAGUUCGCUCCUCAGAGGAUUCCUCGGAAGUUUAUUGAAGGUAAUGAAGUUGAUCGGUUGCACUCAGAGAAUCGUUUUGAUUUUCGGAAACCUACGCUUGCUCUGUUUUGAAGGCAUCAUCGUUGAUUCUUUUGGAAGGGAAGGAGGAGGCUAUUACAAGUCUCCGAGAGCACUGAGGUUGAAAUCAGAUGAUGUCAAUGCUCCCCAGCGGCUUCCUCUUUCGAAAAACAGAUUCUAUCAGGACAUUCUUUGUGAGAUUGGAGGAAUGUUUGCUAUAGCAAAUAAGAUUGAUACAAUUCACAGAAGACCUUGGAUUGGUUUCCAACCUUGGCAAGCUGAUGGUAGGAAGGUAAAUCCAGCUAACAUUGUUUCAAGCUUAGUUGCAUUACUUGAUGAUGAAUCUCCAUAACAUUUUUGGAGGUUGAGGCUUUAGACACGGAAUACUUUUACCCCAUUUUCAUAACAGCCGUCCAUUCUAUUAGGUCUGGCACUCAAAGAUUUCGAGAUAUAUAAUACAUAUAUAUAUAUAUAUAUAUAUAUCAUCCUCUGUAAGAAAUCUUAGGAUUUGUUAAACCACUGGCUCAGUUGUAAACUUGUAAUGAACAGGUUUUAAGC